Drosophila hydei is the source of this 2054-nucleotide messenger RNA. RefSeq names its product acetylcholinesterase (gene clt). The transcript is spliced from 4 exons. NCBI's taxonomy places the organism in Eukaryota, Metazoa, Arthropoda, Insecta, Diptera, Drosophilidae. The coding region runs from base 218 to 1924 and encodes 568 amino acids. The record is from RefSeq and is a predicted model, not a curated record.
ACAUAUUUGAUAUAUUUCUUCAGUUUCAGUAUUUCGCUUCUAAAUUUCUAUACUUCAUGCGUGUAAAAUCAACCUCUUGUGCCCAUUGACGGGUUAAAGCGUCAACAGCUGAUUAUGUUUGGCUGGCUAAAGUCCAUUGCGAAACAACAUAUGUAUUUUGAACGGGUAAUUGCUUAAGAUUAGACAUUUUUCUGUUAACUAAGUUGAGCUAAUAAGUAUGUGGGGACUCAUAACAGUCCGACGUGGACAUUACACAGCCAGGUAUUUCAGAUUAUACAGCAAUAGUAUGAAGGUGAAAGUGUCUGUGAAGCAGGGUGUCCUGGUUGGACAACGGGAGCAGCUAGCGAAUGGCUUUCAGUAUGAGAGCUUUCUCGGUGUGCCCUAUGCCCAACCACCUGUGGGUGAGCUACGUUUUCGGAGCCCUCUGCCACUGGACCGUUUCCCGGAACCGGAGCUGGAUUGCAGCAAAGAAGGCAAUGUCUCGCAUCAGCGUGACCCAUUUACCCUUGAAGUAGUUGGCUCCGAGAACUGUCUGUUCCUCAAUGUCUAUGUGCCCAAGAGCAAGUCACAGAAGCCGCUGCCCGUCAUGGUCUGGAUUCAUGGUGGAGGUUUCUGGUUUGGCAAUGGCAACAGGGAUUACCACUUUCCUGCGCAGCUCAUGCAAGAGGAGGUCAUUGUGGUUACGUUGAACUAUCGUCUUGGAGCCUUGGGAUUUCUCAGCUUGCCCGAGGCGGGUAUUUAUGGCAACGCGGGUCUGAAGGAUCAACGCUUAGCUCUGCAGUGGGUGCAAGAUAACAUUGCCAACUUCAAUGGUGAUCCACAGAAUGUUACCCUCUUUGGAGAGAGUGCGGGUGGUGCUUCAGUGCAUCUGCAUACGUAUGCCGCGCAUGCCAAUAAACUAUUCCACAAGGCAAUCAUGCAGAGUGGAACAUCCAACAUGGAUUGGGUGUUCCAAGAUAAUGCUUCAUACAGGGCGCGACGUCUAGGCGAACUAUUGGAGGGCAAGAAUAUAGAUAAAGAUACUCAGUUGCUGGAAUUCUUGCAAUCAGAGGCGGCGACCCCAUUGGCGAUGCUAGCGAGAACUUUGGAUGUACUGACUCCGGAGGACCGUCGUCGACAACUGCCGCUCGCUUUUAAGCCCGUUAUCGAAGAUCCCAGUAGUCCGGAUAGUUUCAUAAGUACGCCGAUUUUGGAUCUAAUGCAUGAAAAGGAACGCUUGAGUGGCAUGCCUCUCCUGAUGGGCUAUAACUCGGGGGAGGGCAUAUUCAUGAUUGUGCCUGCUAGACGUAAGCUGGAGCUUUACAAUGAGGAUUUGGCGCGUUUGGUACCGCGCAAUCUGGUGGUCAAACCGGAGGCACCAGAAGCGUUGGAAGCGGCCGAAGAUUUGCGUCAAUUCUUCUUCAAUGGACAGGAUGUGACUGUUGAAAACCUGGUCGAUAUCUUCACUGAUUAUUUCUUUAACAUCGAUCUUCAGCAUGCUGCUGAGAUUCAUGCCAACUGCCAGAGGAAUUCUCCCCUCUAUUUCUACCGCUUCGACUAUGUGGGCGGACGGAAUAUAUACAAAAGCAUGUUCCAAGCGAAUGAUUUGCGCGGAGCUUCACACGGUGAUGAACUGUUUUAUCUAUUCCAAAUGUCGGAGAACGAUGCUGCACUGGAGCCAGCGGAUGCGGAAAUGACAAAGCGUAUGUGUCACAUGUGGGCGAAUUUUGCGAAGCAUGGUAAACCGUCAGACAGCUGGACGCCAGUGCAAAGACAAAGGCGAAGCGCCAAUGGAGAGCUGGAGCCCUUUCAAUUGGACUACAUGCUAUUGGAUCGGGAAUGCAAAAUGCAACGAAAUCCAGACGGGGAGCGUAUCGAUUUCUGGCGCAGCAUGUACAAAAGAUAUAGAUCAAAAUGCUAUGCAGCAUUAAGAGCUAAAUUGUAACGGAUAUUUUGCAUAACUAUAUGCAUAAAACUUUGAUAUUGCCAUUUUAAACUGCUCAUCAGUGUAUCGAUAUAUUUGUAGUAUUUUAACUCAUAGUAUAUAAUAACUUCGAUAAAUAACAAUGCCUUCC